Molecule: messenger RNA, 1002 nt
Organism: Mycetomoellerius zeteki
Lineage: Eukaryota; Metazoa; Arthropoda; Insecta; Hymenoptera; Formicidae
Product: homeobox protein engrailed-2-B
Exons: 4
Coding region: 1-924 (307 amino acids)
Biological process (GO): regulation of DNA-templated transcription
Molecular function (GO): DNA-binding transcription factor activity, RNA polymerase II-specific; DNA binding
Source: RefSeq, a predicted model, not a curated record
AUGAACGAUGCCGUUUAUGAUCUUCGCCGAACACGAUCGCUUCCGAGUGAGAACGAAGUCUUUUCAAACAACAUCGAGAGAGGCUGCAUAUCACCGACUGUCAAUCGAGAGUCUAUCGAGUAUGCAUCCGAUUCCAGCUGCGAGGGUUAUAGGGAAUUUCAGAAACAACAGAUCGAAAGAAGAAAUUCAUCCCCAAUUGCAGCGUCCAGUGCUUUCACUAUCGAUAGUAUCCUCGGGAGAAAUGAGAAAAGAGAAAUCUCGAGAAUAAACAAUUCCGGUGAUAAAGAGGAAGAUCAAGACGAUACGGAUGACAGGAUAGAGGGACACUUUGUCAAGCCAACAGCGAUACCAGCCACACGUUCUGAUAUAGAAGGGAGUUUGUAUACUCAUGCGGGAUUGCCGUACUCCGAAGGUGUACUAUCUGAUCCCUCGGCAUAUUCUGCAACAUCACUCGCAUCAGCUUCAUUACUAUAUAGUAGCUGGUUUGCUCAAACAAAGCCUGGACAGCUGUUUGGUUUACAAGCACCUAAACCGAGUGGCAGGAGAUCGAGAAAACCGGGUAUCGAUCGGAAACCACGUCAAGCUUACAGUGCAAAACAGCUGGAGAGACUUGAAGCGGAGUUUAAGAUUGACAAAUAUCUCAGCGUAAGCAAGCGGAUGGAGUUGUCCAAGUGUUUGAAUCUCACCGAGGUGCAAAUCAAGACGUGGUUCCAGAAUCGCCGCACGAAGUGGAAGAAGCAGCUCACAUCCAGACUGAAGAUCGCGCAAAGGCAAGGGCUGUUUCCACCGACGUAUUUCCCGACCACCCAGUAUCCUCUUCUUCCGUACUAUGCGGCGCCUUUGAUGUUCGGCACCCCUUUGUCGGACGAUGCGAAUUCUAGCUUGCCGACCCGAUCCGCUGUAUCGUCUUCAGAUACAGUCUGACGCAGUACAGACUCGAACUACUUGGUCGAUCGUCGGCCGGACGAUUGCGAAGUGCAAUAAGACCUUCCGUUGGCUACU